Molecule: messenger RNA, 1218 nt
Organism: Cavia porcellus (domestic guinea pig)
Lineage: Eukaryota; Metazoa; Chordata; Mammalia; Rodentia; Caviidae
Gene: Cenpp
Product: centromere protein P
Exons: 8
Coding region: 203-1054 (283 amino acids)
Biological process (GO): CENP-A containing chromatin assembly
Cellular component (GO): chromosome, centromeric region; nucleus
Source: RefSeq, a predicted model, not a curated record
UUGAAGAGCGACGUCGAGGCCUCGGAAUCUUAUCCGAGUGUGGGGCGCCUGCUGUGGGCCGCUGGGUUUACGCAUAAGCUCAGUGGCCUCCCCUACGGACCGCAGUGAUGGUCGCGCCGGCAGGGCGCGCGCAACUUAAAGCCGGGUCCAAGGACCUGGGUGAAGGAGGCUGCGGAGGGUCCCUUGCGGGCUAGGGUCGGCGAUGGAAGCAGAGCAGGCUGAGGUGCGCGCCUUGCAGGCGGAGAUCGCAGCGCUGCAGCAGACCUGCCUGCAGCUGCCGGGGCCCUGGGAACAUGCGUCCCGAAUCCGACAAUCGCUUCAGGAGAUACACCAGUCAGAUUCGGCAGGACAGGAAUCUUCGAAAGACCCAAGAAAUCAGCUGAGACAUUUAGAAUCAGAACUUUCGUUUCUGAGCAUGCUUACUGGCUUCACUAUAACGGAUUACUCGAAGAAGACCGAGGAUCUGACUACUGCUGAGAUGACAGACGAAGGUGUAAAGAAAGUUCUUCAGAGACACAGGAUAUCAGGAAAUUGCCACAUAAUUACAUUUCAACUUGAAUUUCAGAUUGUGGAAACUCAGAGUAAGGAGAAUAUUUCUUCUGUGAUUACUGACCUUGGCAUAGUAAUGGAGCCCACCGAAUACUCAGAACUAAGUGAAUUUGUGUCUAGAGCAGAAGAAAGAAGAGAUUUAUUCAUGUUUUUCCGAGGCCUACAUUUUUUUGUGAAGUGGUGUGAAUAUCGUAAGCGCACAUUUACACAUUUCAAGGACAAGUACCCAGAUGUGGUGCACCUCCCGGAGGGGCCCUACUCCCACUGCAUGGGGAUCCGCGGUGCCAGCUGCCCGGAGUUCGAGCUGGUGAUCGUGUGGAGGAUCCACGUGGACAUGGAGGGGAAGGUCCUCCCACAGCUAGAUCUUCUCCCCGGGGUCCCUCGGCAAGCCCUGCAACUGGACAGGCACGGAGUAGUGGACACAGCUCCCCAGGGCUUCCGUAGCCUGCUGGGUGUGCUGGGGAUCGAGGGCACCCUGGAGAGCCUGAUCGGAUCGAUGCAGUGAGCGAAUAGCCCCGGGGCGGACCGAGGAGCAGGCCCUGCACCCACACGCACAGUGAGCUGAGCUGAGCUCUUCCCCUCCAAGGCCACCUGUGCAGUGUCAGCACCUUAGACCCCUCCCUUGUGACGCAGAAGACACAGCUGUUUAAUAAAAUGUCAGCCACCACA